GAAAAGAAGAAUAUAUUGCGACGUUCAAAGGAUCAGAAUACUUCUGCUAUGAUUUAUCUCAGAAUCCCAUACAGAGUAGCAGUGACGAAAUAACUCUGUCAUUUAAAACUCUUCAGAGGAACGGACUGAUGCUUCACACAGGAAAAUCGGCUGAUUAUGUCAAUCUCGCACUGAAAAAUGGAGCUGUCUCCUUGGUCAUUAAUUUGGGCUCAGGGGCCUUUGAAGCGCUGGUGGAACCUGUGAAUGGGAAAUUUAAUGACAAUGCCUGGCAUGAUGUGAAAGUAACCAGGAAUCUGCGUCAGGUGACAAUAUCUGUGGAUGGAAUUCUGACCACAACGGGAUACACGCAAGAAGACUACACCAUGCUGGGCUCUGAUGACUUUUUCUAUGUUGGAGGCAGUCCUAGCACAGCAGACCUUCCAGGGUCACCAGUCAGUAACAACUUUAUGGGCUGUCUCAAAGAGGUUGUAUAUAAAAAUAAUGAUGUCAGGUUGGAGUUAUCUCGACUUGCCAAGCAAGGAGAUCCUAAAAUGAAGAUUCAUGGGGUUGUAGCAUUUAAAUGUGAGAAUGUUGCAACCUUAGAUCCAAUCACAUUUGAAACACCAGAGUCUUUCAUCUCUUUGCCAAAGUGGAAUGCCAAGAAAACAGGCUCAAUAUCAUUUGACUUUCGUACAACUGAGCCAAAUGGCCUAAUUCUUUUCAGUCAUGGAAAACCGAGGCACCAAAAAGAUGCCAAACACCCACAGAUGGUGAAGGUUGACUUUUUUGCCAUUGAGAUGCUUGAUGGACACCUCUACCUGCUGUUAGACAUGGGAUCGGGUACUAUAAAAAUAAAAGCCUUGCAGAAGAAGGUGAAUGAUGGUGAAUGGUACCAUGUGGAUUUUCAGCGGGAUGGACGGUCAGGGACCAUAUCUGUGAACACAUUGCGUACACCAUAUACUGCGCCAGGGGAAAGUGAAAUCCUUGACUUGGAUGAUGACUUGUAUCUUGGAGGCUUACCAGAAAAUAAAGCAGGCCUGGUCUUCCCAACAGAGGUGUGGACAGCGCUUCUCAAUUACGGAUACGUCGGCUGCAUUAGAGAUUUAUUUAUUGAUGGUCAAAGCAAAGAUAUUCGACAGAUGGCUGAAAUUCAAAGUACAGCUGGAGUAAAACCCUCAUGCUCAAGAGAAACUGCAAAACCUUGCCUUAGCAACCCGUGUAAAAACAAUGGUGUAUGCAGGGAUGGGUGGAACAGAUAUGUCUGUGAUUGCUCUGGUACAGGGUACCUUGGCAAAUCGUGCGGAAGAG
Molecule: messenger RNA, 1287 nt
Organism: Tauraco erythrolophus (red-crested turaco)
Lineage: Eukaryota; Metazoa; Chordata; Aves; Musophagiformes; Musophagidae
Source: RefSeq, a predicted model, not a curated record